GUUCCCUGUUGCUGUUGUUACUGUGAUGGUGUCAAUCUUAAAUCUUACAGCAGCUUACUUUCAUGAGAAAAAGCCCUCUACCUUUGCACAACCUUUCUUUCUUCUCUCUCUCUCUCUCUCUCUCUCUCGCAGCUUUAGAUAAGUACACCACACAUCUGUAGAAACUUUCAACAGAUUAAAGCCCAACAUAGCGCCAUUGAAAGCCGACCCUAGUUGGAACCCCACCGUUCCUACUGCAUUAAGUAGCUUUUGAAAGCAAGAGAUCCUAGAUUAUCAUCAAUCUUUAGUUUUUAUAUACCCUUCCCCGUCUCUUCUUCCCCCACCAUUUACUAUCACGGCGUGGUUUGGUUCGGAACUUCCCUUUGAAAGAACCUUUUGGAGUUGCUUUCUGUACCUCUCCCCCAACUUUUGCCUGCUUCUCUAUCCUCUUUGCAACCAAAGAUUCGUUCUUUUGGGGGUGCAUAUACUCUUUAAGAUUCAUGUCAGGUUUAUACUCGCAAAAUUUCUCGCCCGCAAGAACUCUAUCUCCGCAUAUAAGAAGCAACACGGAUGUCGACAGUCUGUACUUGACAGAAUUGUUAGCGGAGCACCAGAAACUUGGACCCUUCAUGCAGGUCCUUCCUAUCUGUAGUCGACUCUUGAAUCAAGAGAUCCUACGGGUUUCUGGAAUGAUUCCCAAUCAUGCGUUUAGUGACUAUGAUAGACUGCAGCGUGGAAGCCAUGGCCCUAUGGCUUCAUUUGAUAUAAUGUCAAACAAUAGGCCGACGGGCUUCAGUGGUUGGAAUGGCCUGCCACAUGAAAGAUUAGGAGGAUCACAAGGGAUGAAUAUGGAUUGGAAAGCAGCACCAGCGAGCCCAAGUUCCUACAAUGUCAAGAGGGUUUUACGCUUGGAGAUUCCUGUGGAAAGCUAUCCGAAUUUCAACUUUGUUGGCCGGCUGCUGGGCCCUAGAGGCAAUUCACUAAAGCGGGUGGAAGCCUCUACAGGUUGCCGUGUGUUUAUUCGAGGAAAAGGUUCGAUAAAAGACCCAGACAAGGAGGAGUCAUUAAGGGGAAGACCAGGUUAUGAGCAUCUGAAUGAUCCACUGCACAUUUUAAUCGAGGCUGAAUUACCUGCCAAUGUGAUUGGUAUACGGUUGAGACAAGCACAAGAAAUCUUAGAAGAACUUCUGAAACCUAUGGAUGAAUCGCAAGAUUUUUAUAAGACGCAGCAGUUGAGGGAACUGGCUAUGCUAAAUUCCAAUUUUAGAGAAGAGAGCCCCCAACUGAGUUCUAGCAUCUCUCCUUUCAGUUCCAGUGGAAUGAAACGGGCCAAAACUGGUCGAUAGCGAUUGAUCCAGUUCAGUCUUCUAUUUUGUUCCUCCGGGACAGAGUCCGAAAUAUUCUUGCCAAUUCAUGGCCUAGUUUUAUCUCAGUUCUGCUUUAGCUACAAAGAGAGGGCCUUGCUGAUGUUUCUGAAGCCUGAAGACUGGGACAAUUUUCUGAAUCUUUAACAGGGGAGUGGAGAGGGAAAAUUCUUUUAGCUUUUAUCAUUGUUGUUGGUUGCACUUGUAGCAUAGAACUCUAAAGUUGACCUGUUUAUAUUUUACAAGUCCAGAUUAUAUCUCACCAUCGCCGAUAUCUAUGGUGCAAUAUGUGAUCUUUGGAGGAGUUGAGCUUCACUUUUUAUGGUUAUGGCAAAAAGACAAAAGAAGGGUGGAUCGAAGUUGCAGACUGCUUAGUUAA
This is a messenger RNA of Juglans regia (Persian walnut), 1722 nucleotides long. Its product is annotated as KH domain-containing protein At3g08620-like. Bases 480 to 1325 code for a protein of 281 amino acids. Gene Ontology annotation, molecular function: mRNA binding. Gene Ontology annotation, biological process: regulation of mRNA splicing, via spliceosome. Lineage: Eukaryota; Viridiplantae; Streptophyta; Magnoliopsida; Fagales; Juglandaceae. The transcript has 7 exons. Gene Ontology annotation, cellular component: nucleus. The record is from RefSeq and is a predicted model, not a curated record.